AUGUCCUCCGCAACCAGUCCCCUGGUGGCAUUUGGGCAAAAGCAUGUCACCAAGGGUCUUGGGCGCCUGACCGAGGCCGUGAUGACGAAGGGUGAAGGCUCCUAUGUAUCUUUCGAGGACGGGCGACGCAUGCUCGACUUUAGCUGCGGAAUUGGCGUCGUCAAUUUGGGUCACUGCCAUCCGAAGGUCAGCAAGGCUGCCGCUGAUCAGUGCAUGAACCUUGUACACUCCCAAUGUAGUAUCGCUUUCCAUGGACCUUACCUACACCUCAUCGAAAGGCUACUACCUGUGAUGCCUCACCCCUCACUUGAUUCGUUCUUCUUCUGGUCAUCUGGAUCCGAAGCCAUCGAGGCUUCCCUGAAAAUGGCACGUACGAUCACUGGAAGACAAAAUAUCAUUUCAAUGCAAGGUGGAUAUCACGGACGAACAUUUGGAGCCAUGGCCGUGACAAAGAGCAAGACGGUAUACAGUGAAGGCUUUGCCCCACUAAUGCCCGGAGUUUUCAGUACACCCUUCCCAUACUGGCAUCAGUAUGGUGUUCCUCCUGCAACCAAUGAAGAUGAAUUAGUCCAGAAAUCCUUGUAUCAAUUGGAGCUUGUCCUCAAACAGCAAACAGCCCCAAGCGAUACAGCCGCGAUUCUCAUAGAACCUGUUAUUGGCGAAGGAGGCUACGUACCGGCCCCCGCUGCAUACUUGAAAGGAUUGAGAGAAAUAUGUGAUCAGCAUGGCAUACUUUUGAUUAUUGAUGAGGUCCAGACUGGAUAUGGUAGAACGGGUAAAUUUUUCAAUAUCGAAUAUAGUGGUGUGAGGCCGGAUAUCCUAGUUAUUGCGAAGGGUCUGGCGAAUGGUCUCCCCUUGAGUGGUGUUAUCAGUCGCCAGGAGCUCACUGACAAGCUCAAGCCUGGCUCGAUGGGAGGGACGUACGCAGGCAACGCAGUUUCUUGUGCUGCUGCUGUUGCCGUUGCCGAUGUAUUCAAAGAAGAAAAGGUGCUAGAUAACGUACAAGCUCGGUCACAAGAACUAUUCGAUUCGCUUACUAGCCUGCAGCAAAGCGCUGACGUGAGCUCUGCCAUUGUAGAUGUCAGAGGACAGGGCCUGAUGGUCGCCGUGGAAUUCGCCUCUCCGUUGUACUCCGCCAACGAUCCAGCAUUGAACCCCUCUGUACCUAAGAACAUGGCAUCCCGAGUUGCCAAACGGUGCAUGGAGAAAGGCCUGCUAAUUUUGACGACGUCUAUAUACGAAGUUAUCAGAUUCAUUCCUCCCCUAAACAUUUCUCAGGCGGAUCUGGCAAAGGGAUGUGGCAUUUUUGCUGAUGCUGUGAGAGAAGUUUUACGGGAAGGAUGA
Molecule: messenger RNA, 1344 nt
Organism: Serpula lacrymans var. lacrymans S7.9
Lineage: Eukaryota; Fungi; Basidiomycota; Agaricomycetes; Boletales; Serpulaceae
Exons: 8
Coding region: 1-1344 (447 amino acids)
Molecular function (GO): transaminase activity; pyridoxal phosphate binding; identical protein binding
Source: RefSeq, a predicted model, not a curated record